Carya illinoinensis is the source of this 2822-nucleotide messenger RNA. Its product is annotated as disease resistance protein Roq1-like. Lineage: Eukaryota; Viridiplantae; Streptophyta; Magnoliopsida; Fagales; Juglandaceae. Gene Ontology annotation, biological process: signal transduction; defense response. The record is from RefSeq and is a predicted model, not a curated record. Gene Ontology annotation, molecular function: ADP binding. The coding region runs from base 95 to 2287 and encodes 730 amino acids. The transcript has 4 exons.
UUGUCUUUUUAAGGAGAGUCGAUGAUGUCCAACUCUCUAUAUCCAAUAAAGUAGACCGAUCAGGCAUUAUAUACACACGUGACUAAUUUCUUCCAUGGCCUCUUCUUCAUCCUCUUUUUCAGUCACAUCUCCAUGGCUCUAUGAUGUCUUCUUGAGCUUUAGAGGAGAAGAUAUCCGUGAUACUUUUAUUGCCCAUCUUAACCAUGCUUUGAUGGAAAAGGGAAUCCGUACCUUCAUAGAUGAGGAUGAAGUUAAAAGGGGUGAUGAGAUUUCACCAGUACUUCUCCAAGCCAUAGAAGAUUCAAAGACUUCCAUCAUUGUACUCUCAGAAAAUUAUGCAUCGUCAACAUGGUGUUUGGAUGAGUUAUUGAAAAUUCUUGAGUGUAAAAAGUCAAGGCAACAACUAGUUCUACCUGUGUUUUACCAUGUAGAUCCAUCAUACGUUCGAAAGCAAGAGGGAAGUUUUGGGAAAGCAUUGGCUAAACAUGCUGAGAAAUUGAAUGUAGACAUGAAGAAGUUGCAGCUGUGGAAGGAAGCCCUUCAAGAAGUUGCAAAUUUGUCCGGAGACCAUUUGACAAAUGGGAACGAAGCUAAAUUCAUUGAAGGAAUCGUUCAAGACAUCUCAAGAUUUAUAGAAAGUCAUUCAUAUUUACCUGUUGCGAAGUAUCCGACUGGCUUAGACUCCCAGUUACGGGAUAUCAUGAAUUUGCAUUUAAGUGUUGGGACAAAUGACGUACGAAUGGUAGGUAUCUUAGGACUUGGGGGAAUUGGUAAAACAUCUCUAGCCAAAGCAAUUUGGAACUCGAUUGCUUUCCGAUUUGAAGCUAGUUGUUUUCUUGCAAAUGUCAGUGACCAUUCAAAUCGAGGGCGUGGUUUGGUGCGAUUGCAGGAGACCCUUUAUUCUAAGAUCUUUAGAGGUCGAAGAAGUUUGGAGAUUGAUAGCAUUGAUUCAGGAAUAAAUAUAAUAAAACGCAUUCUUCACUCUAAGAGCGUUCUUUUAAUUCUUGAUGGUGUAGACCACAUCACCCAAUUAGACACAUUAGCAGGAGCUUGUGAUUGGUUUGGUGAGGGAAGUAGAAUCAUCAUCACAGCAAGAGAUCAACACUUGUUGACUGCUCAUGGAGUUGAUUCAACAUACAAGAUGAAGUUAUUGAAUUAUCAUGAUGCUUUACAACUAUUUUGUUGGCAUGCUUUCAAACAACAGAAACCGGUUGAGGGUUAUGAUAAAUUUGUAGAACAAAUCAUAAGUUAUGCUGGGAGCCUUCCACUAGCUUUAACGGUGCUUGGUUCGGAUUUAUAUGGUAGAAGUGAAAGUGAGUGGAAAAGUUCACUGGAUAAGUACAAGCAAAUCCCUCACCAAGAUAUUCAAAAAAUACUUCAAACAAGUUAUGAAAGAUUAAGUGAAGAAGAAAAGAAUGUUUUUCUUGACAUUGCAUGUUUUUUCAAUGGACAAUUACAGCUUGAUGAUGUCAUUAUAAAGAUACUAGAUAGUUCUAGUUUUUGUCCAAACUUUUCAAUCCCAAGGCUUAGGGAGAAGUGUCUUAUUUCGGAGUUUGACGGAAGAUUGCAAAUGCAUGACUUGUUACGAGAUAUGGGUAGAGAAGUUGUUCGACAAGAAUCGCCUGAAAAUCCAGGAGCACGUAGCAGAUUAUUCUUUUAUAAAGAUGUUCGCGAAGUACUGGAGGAUGAUACAGGAAGAAAUAAAGUUGAAGCAAUUGUUAUUGAUUUUCCUGAAGGUGAUGAAAUCAUCCACUUGAGUCCCAACGCCUUCAAGAAUAUGAAAAGACUCAGAUUAUUUAGAUGCAUCAAUGCAUACUUUUAUGGCGAACCUAAUUGUCUACCUAAUUCAAUAAGAGUGCUUGAUUGGCUUAACUGUCCUUUACAAUCUAUGCCAUCUGAAUUUCGUGGAGACAACCUCUUUAUUCUUCAAAUGGUCGGUAGUCACAUCCAGGAGAUAUGCUUUGAAUUUAAGGUGUUCAGAGAGUCGGCAACUUUAGUCUUUUUUUUUUCUCUUUCAUCAUCUCUUUCCUCUUCACUUUCUCUUUCCUCUUCUAUCCGAAAGCAAACUUUUUUCUCUCUUCUUCUCCUCUUCGUCUUCUCUCUUCUCUACAUUUUCGCUCUUCUUUUCUUUUGUUCUUCAUGUCUUCACUCUUUCUAUUCAGAUUUAUUUUUCCAGUGUCGACUUUUUUUCCUUUAUUUUUUUCUAUUCAAAUUUAUUUUUCCAAUGCCACCCUCGAUGUCACCGAACAAAGGCCAUCGCCUCCCAAUCUCCUCCACUGCGCCUUAGAUGCUGCGGAUUUGGACCCACUGUAGCUCAACACUCAAAUCUACCACCCACUGCAGCUUACCACUCAGAUUAACCAUGGAUCUCAACCAGCCCCUCAGAUUCAUUGUUGCCCUCUCUUUUUCACUUAUACACAGUCGUCGUCAUCCUCCACAAAUCACCGAUCAUACACUUUUGGGCCAUUGGGUUGCAUUUGAGUUCUGUUUUGUGGUAUUGAGAUCUUUACUGAUGACGGAGAAGAGAAGGCUUUGUUCUCCUUGUGGAUGGCAAUCAUGGUAGAAGUCGUCAAGCUAUUGGUCUCCAUCAUCGACUUUCAGCCCUUUUCUCUAGAUCCGCUUCAGAUCUGUUUGGAAGCACGUGCUCAUAUUUUUGUAUAAACAUCCAAGAGGAAUGAUUUUUUUUUCCGGUGUAUUUGCAAGUGUGGUUGGCGCUGAGCUGUUGGUCUCCAUAACCGACUUUCAGCCCUUUUCUCUAGAUCCGCUUCAGAUCUAUUUGGAAGCAUGUGCUCAUAUUUUUUGUAUAAACAUUCGAGAGGAAU